AGGACAAACAUGUAAAGACCAAAAAAAGUGAUGCAGUGAUGUUCGUCAUUUCUCCUUUAAAUACACUUCCCACUCACACGGUCACACGGUCAAAUUCGAAGAAGAAGAAAGAAACAGAAGAAUCAUCAAAUCAAAUCAAAUCCCUAAAAAUUGAUCUGCAAUGGAGAAAAACGCAUCGACUUCAUCGUUGAAGGACUUGGGUCCAAGUGGUCUAGAUCUAACCAGCGCCUUUUUCAAACCGAUCCACAACUCCGAUCCUCCUCUCCCUUCAAACCGACGUACCAAAGUCUCCGUCGUCGGAGUCGGUAACGUCGGAAUGGCCAUCGCUCAAACCAUCCUUACUCAAGAUCUCGCCGACGAUAUCGCUCUCGUCGACGCUAAGCCUGAUAAGCUUCGUGGCGAAAUGCUCGAUCUCCAACACGCCGCUGCUUUCCUCCCUCGAACCAAAAUCACCGCUUCCGUUGAUUACGAAGUCACCGCUGGAUCUGAUCUUUGUAUCGUCACUGCUGGUGCUAGACAGAAUCCAGGCGAGUCUAGACUCAAUUUGCUUCAGAGGAACGUCGCUCUCUUCCGCCACAUCAUUCCUCCACUCGCUAAAGCUUCUCCUGAUUCUAUCUUGAUUAUUGUUUCUAAUCCUGUCGAUGUUUUGACUUACGUUGCUUGGAAACUCUCUGGUUUUCCGGUGAAUCGAGUUCUUGGAUCUGGUACUAAUCUCGAUUCCUCUCGGUUCCGGUUCUUAAUCGCAGAUCAUCUCGAUGUUAAUGCUCAGGAUGUACAGGCAUAUAUCGUGGGAGAGCAUGGAGACAGCUCAGUGGCAUUGUGGUCGAGCAUAAGUGUUGGAGGCAUUCCUGUCCUAAGCUUUCUGGAGAAGCAACAGAUAGCUUACGAGAAACAAACUCUUGAGGACAUCCACCAAGCUGUAGUUGGCAGCGCCUAUGAAGUGAUUGGACUCAAGGGUUACACUUCUUGGGCCAUUGGGUACUCAGUUGCUAAUCUGGCUCGCACCAUUCUUCGUGACCAGCGCAAGAUCCACCCUGUCACGGUCCUUGCUCGUGGCUUUUAUGGUGUUGAUGGCGGUGAUGUCUUCCUCAGUCUCCCGGCUUUGCUUGGACGGAAUGGUGUGGUUGCUGUGACCAAUGUUCAUAUGACUGAUGAAGAGUCUGAGAAGCUGCAGAAGUCGGCAAAGACUAUAUUGGAGAUGCAGAGCCAAUUGGGACUUUGAAAAUCCACAUCUAUAUGCUUCAAUCUUAUAACUAUUGUUUUGUUAUGAUCAUUACCCCACGGGUGAUUGUGUCAAUGUUGAUCUCUAUAUGUUAUGUAAAUGUUGUUCAUGCAGAAUAAUCCCAACUUUGAGUUCUCUUUUGAAA
This is a messenger RNA of Arabidopsis lyrata subsp. lyrata, 1367 nucleotides long. RefSeq names its product L-lactate dehydrogenase B. Bases 161 to 1222 code for a protein of 353 amino acids. The record is from RefSeq and is a predicted model, not a curated record. NCBI's taxonomy places the organism in Eukaryota, Viridiplantae, Streptophyta, Magnoliopsida, Brassicales, Brassicaceae. The transcript has 2 exons. Gene Ontology annotation, molecular function: L-lactate dehydrogenase (NAD+) activity. Gene Ontology annotation, cellular component: cytoplasm. Gene Ontology annotation, biological process: carboxylic acid metabolic process.